Messenger RNA from Gadus morhua (Atlantic cod), 2009 nucleotides. RefSeq names its product insulin-like growth factor-binding protein 3. Gene Ontology annotation, cellular component: extracellular region. The record is from RefSeq and is a predicted model, not a curated record. Gene Ontology annotation, molecular function: insulin-like growth factor I binding; insulin-like growth factor II binding; fibronectin binding. Bases 178 to 1062 code for a protein of 294 amino acids. The transcript has 4 exons. Lineage: Eukaryota; Metazoa; Chordata; Actinopteri; Gadiformes; Gadidae. Gene Ontology annotation, biological process: regulation of insulin-like growth factor receptor signaling pathway.
UAAGUCAAUGCGUCUAUAUAUUGUGAUGUUUUGUUCGGUUGCUUUAAGUGAGUGAGUCAAGCGCCAACUUCACCCGUAGUCACUAAAGUACGACACUAGUGCAAGGAGUUUGUAUCAGCAGCAGUGCAGUGAAACAUUUCGUCCUUAUUCAGAAAAAAAAACAGACCAAACUCUACAAUGGAUGCUUGUCUACGCUCGCUGUUGUUUUGCGCGUCUUUUAUUUUUGCGGCGUUUUCGCGGGGAUCAGGUGCGGCGGCGGUGGGACCGCUUAUAAGAUGCGAGCCAUGUGAUGUAGCCGCGCGUCUUUUGUGCAAGCCGCUGCCCAAGGACUGCAGCGAGAGGCUCCGCGAGCCCGGCUGCGGCUGCUGCAUGACCUGCGCGCUCAGCUUCGGACAACCGUGCGGCUUCUACACCGGGAGAUGUGGCGCGGGACUCGCCUGUCAGCAUCAGACCGGGGAAACGAAACCCCUGCACGCCUUGAUCGAAGGACGGGGAGUUUGUGCGAACGUUACUGACAAGAGAGUUUCUACCGGUGCUAUUCCUCCGCCAAAUGAAAUACCAGCACAGAAUGUGGAGAAUUCGGAAGUGGAGCCGAACUUCACCGGCGCGGGUGUACCAAGCUCACCGAGUCCCCCCAGGCCCGCCGGACCCCCGAUUCUCAAGCCCCUUCACCCCUUCUUCUACUCGGUCAAGGCGGAGGUCCUGAAGCGCGGGCAGGGGAAGAGGGGCCAGGGUUUCGGGCUGGAGGGGGUGCAGGGUCCCCUCGGCAGGGACCAGCAGAACCUCUCUGGGGAGAUCAGACAGGAGUCCGAGUAUGGUCCGUGUCGGAAGGAGAUGGAGAACGUUCUCACCAGCCUCAAGACUGCCGACAUCCUGAACCCCCGCGGAUUCCGCAUACCCAACUGCGACAAAAAGGGUUUCUAUAAGAAGAAACAGUGUCGUCCGUCCAAGGGCCGUAAGCGAGGCUUCUGUUGGUGCGUAGACAAGUAUGGCCAUCCCCUGCCAGGUUUCGAUGGCAAGGAGAAGGGAGAUGCCCAGGACUUUAACUCAGAGAGCCAGUAGGUCUCGAGAGUCGCAGGGAAGGGGGAGGACUGUAGAGAGAGAGAGGGAGAGAUCGAAAGAGAGAGAGAGCGCUUGGACAAUAUACGGAUGGCUACUGGUAAUUGUUUGCACAGUGGACCAACAAGGCAGAAUGGGGACUAGAUUACAAAGAAAGGGUUUUUCUGUAGUCUCCUGAAGCAGUGGCUCGUUUGAUGGGCCAGACCAAGGCUGGCCAUCGCCCUGACAGAACAAAGUCACCGUUUAAGUGUUUGUGGUUUUUUCAUUACAAAUAUUGAGGUCUUCACAUUCACUUUUAAAUGUGUCCUUAGCAUUGACAAUGGUCCUUUGUUUUGUUUUUCCGCACAAUUAGGUGCCACUAAUUGUGUGUGCACGCUUGGGCUGUUUAAUCAUGUGCUUGUGACUUUGAGUGUUUUUUGGUUUGUUCUAUUUGGUUUAAAGAAAGUUAAUGUGUAGUUGUGUCUCUGUGAUUCUGAUUGGUGGCAAGGCUGGCGUAAACAUGUAUUUGUAUCUUUUGUGUUAUGUGUGCAAUAUGUUUUCGAGAAGAAGCAUUUCUGUGCUUGUGUGACUCAAGGCCCCUAGGUUGGAACACAGCCCAUUCUUAGUAAGCUAUACCCUGCAUUCCUAUUGUACACAGGUGACUUACCUAUGCCGUCGUUCAUUUGUUUGUUUGACACUUACGAUAAGCUUUGGAGGAGGGGUUUGUUUGCGAGGAAGAAAUUCCAAUAAUAAACCAAGGAGCUAUUGCCUAUGAACAAUACGAUGUACAUUGGAGACUUCUCCAGUUUUUUAAUAAGCUAGGCUGUUGUGCUAAAGGCUACAGCAACUUCUUGUUUUGAUUUUUCAUGUGAUAACAUAUGCCAAUUGCCUUUCAGGUUAAUACGAUGUGUGCAUGUACAUUGCAACCCUCAGACGUCUAUUUUUAAUUAAUAAAGGCAGUGUAAACUGAA